This is a messenger RNA of Parnassius mnemosyne (clouded apollo), 1188 nucleotides long. The record is from the annotation of a GenBank genome assembly. Lineage: Eukaryota; Metazoa; Arthropoda; Insecta; Lepidoptera; Papilionidae.
AUGUCUUUAUACGAUGAUUUAGAUACUAUCAAAACACGAACAACAGAAAAGGUAGCGGGAUGGUCCUCAGGUAUCAAGUUAUUACAAUCACAGCUACAGUUAAAAAAGGCGGCCGUAACUCAACCUAAAAGAGAAGCUUUACGGCGUACUACACAAGUACUAACUCCAGUAAUAGACUUAAAAAGUAAACAAAAAGAUGAAGAUGAAUUGAAUUCAAACAGCCCAAGUUUACAACUUAAGACAUUCACACCUUCAUUAAAUGUUUCUGAUUUUGAUUGGAAUGUCGCAAAUGAAUAUGAUCCUAUGUGGCCAAAUGAUUAUGAAAAGGUUGCCAAAGAGCUUCUAGCAAAACGACUACAGCUAGAUGGAGGGGACAGAAAUGAAAGAUCAGAAAGGAAACGUAAAUCAAGAUUCGGUGAUGAUGAGCCCAUAAUUCCUGAAAAGACUCUUAUUCCAAUGCAACCAGAGGAAGAAGAAGCUGAAGAAAUAUCGAAAAGAGCAGCCGGUGCUGCCAUAGCCCCGCCACCAUCAUUGACUGCCGAGACUGCAUCUCCACCACCACCGCCGCCAUCUGCCCCAGUAACUGCACCCUCAGCUGGUUUCUCAAUUGGUGGCUAUGGUGCCAGCUCUGUUGCAGCUAAAAUUAUGGCUAAAUAUGGUUUUAAGGAGGGUCAAGGUUUAGGAAAAAAAGAACAAGGGAUGUCUGUGGCUUUGCAAGUGGAGAAGACAUCUAAGAGGGGUGGCCGCAUUAUUCAUGAAAAAGAUGGUAACGUCAUGCCUCCACCUGGUUUUGCUAUGCCGCCGCUACCUGGUCCAGAUUCACCGAAUGCAUCGUCUAAUUCACCACAAAUGUCAAAAUCGGAACCUUCAAUUACGGAAAUUAUGAAAUCGCCAAGUAAAGUUGUAUUAUUGAGAAAUAUGGUUGGGCCAGGAGAUGUUGAUGAUGAACUCGAACCAGAAGUAAAAGAUGAAUGUAACACAAAGUAUGGUGAUGUUAUAAAAGUGUUGAUUUUCGAACUACCCAAUGCUCCAAAUGAAGAGGCUGUACGAAUAUUCGUUGAAUUUAAAAGAAUUGAAAGUGCUAUUAAGGCUGUUGUAGACCUAAAUGGUAGGUUUUUUGGUGGUAGACAAGUAAAGGCCGGCUUCUAUGAUAUGGAAAAGUUUAAUGCUUUACAAUUAACUGAAUAG